Molecule: messenger RNA, 585 nt
Organism: Synchytrium microbalum
Lineage: Eukaryota; Fungi; Chytridiomycota; Chytridiomycetes; Synchytriales; Synchytriaceae
Exons: 5
Coding region: 1-585 (194 amino acids)
Source: RefSeq, a predicted model, not a curated record
AUGCUGGUUACCUUCCACGGGGAUGCGCCAUUCCUAGCUCAUCCGAGAGAUCUGAUAAUUCUACAAGCCAAAGCUCUGGAGAUAGAGCACAGAUUCAUACAUAUCAAGGCACCCUUCAUGGAAAGCUAUCGAACGUCAAUCAUGAACCUCAGUUCUGAAGGAAUUCAAGGGAUUUUCACAGGAGACAUACUAGAUGUGUGCUCAAGCUUCCUUGACCGUGUAGUUGAGGGCACACCUGUGGAACUUUUACGACCCCUAUAUUUCUUGCCGAGAAAGGAAGUGAUAGACCUACUUCUCCCCUUUCAAUUCGAUAUAGUCAUUACUUGCUGUUCCCUGACGCAAAUGUCUCUCGAAUACGGAAUGGAAUUAGCUGGCAAAAGGCUGAAUAAGGAAUUCUUUGACAAGUUGGUAAAGGAUGAAAAAUUGGAUUCAUGUGGUGAAAACGGUGAGUAUCAUUCAAUGGUACUAGACGCACCUCUUUUCAAAAAACGCAUUGAAGUCAAGGAAGUCGGCCCUAGAGUUUCCGACGGAGGAAAGUUCAUCUUCUAUGACAUGAAGGACUACAGACUGGUUGAGAAAAACUAA